This is a messenger RNA of Hibiscus syriacus, 1277 nucleotides long. RefSeq names its product gibberellin 2-beta-dioxygenase 1-like. Bases 102 to 1094 code for a protein of 330 amino acids. The transcript is spliced from 3 exons. The record is from RefSeq and is a predicted model, not a curated record. Gene Ontology annotation, biological process: gibberellin catabolic process; response to light stimulus. Lineage: Eukaryota; Viridiplantae; Streptophyta; Magnoliopsida; Malvales; Malvaceae.
CUCUCAUCAAACUCAAAAGAAAAUCUCAUCACAAAUUUUUUCAAUAAUUUCCAUUUUGUUUCUUAAUUUUCAUUAAAAAAAACCCAACAAAGACAAAAACAAUGUUGGUGUUGUCAAAACCAGCAAUUGAACAGUUCUCUUACACCAGAAACAGCAGGCCAGCCUCUACAUUGUUCACUCAAAUCCCUCUUGUAGACCUCUCAAAGCCCGAUUCAAAGCACCACAUAAUCAAAGCCUGCGAGGAGUUGGGAUUCUUCAAGGUGGUCAACCAUGGUGUUCCAAUGGAAUCCAUUUCCCUGCUGGAAUCUGAAGCCACCAAGUUCUUCGGUUUACCACUCUGCGAGAAACAUGAAACAGGACAACCUGAGCCUUACGGUUACGGUAAUAAAAGGAUCGGUGUUCAAGGUGAUGUUGGUUGGGUCGAGUAUCUUCUCUUGACAACUAAUCAAGACCUCAAUCUCCAUAGGUUCAAAACUCUCAGAUUGGCUUUGAGUAACUACAUGAAAUCAGUGAAGAAAAUGGCUUGUGAGAUACUUGAAACAAUUGCUGAUGGGUUGAAGAUUCAACCCAGAAAUGUGUUGAGUAAGCUGUUAAUGGAUGAAGAGAGUGACUCCAUUUUCAGGGUUAACCAUUACCCACCAUGCCCACAUGUUCAACCUGCGAAUGCUAAUGGCAGCAACGGUGACGUGAUUGGAUUUGGUGAACACACUGACCCACAGAUUAUCUCAGUGCUAAGAUCCAACAACACUUCUGGUCUCCAAAUCUCCCUUAGAGACGGAACCUGGAUUUCAGUUCCACCUGACCAGAACUCAUUUUUCAUCAAUGUUGGUGACUCCCUACAGGUGAUGACCAAUGGGAGGUUUAAAAGUGUAAAGCACAGGGUGGUGACCAACAGUGAGAAAUCUAGGCUUUCGAUGAUUUAUUUUGGGGGACCACCGUUGAGCGAGAAGAUAGCACCAUUGCCGUCCCUGAUGAGAGAUGACCAGCAAAGCUUGUACAAAGAGUUUACAUGGUUCGAGUACAAGAAAUCUGCCCACAACUCAAGGUUGGCAGAUAACAGGCUCAUCCACUUUGAGAAAAUUGCCGCCUCAUAAGAAAUAGGGUUCUAGUACAAAACAUUUCCUAUAGUUGGGAAACAAAUUGUGUCUUCUCUUUUUUGCUACUUCUUUGUUUCUACUCACUGUAACUAGGACCUUCUCCUUCAUAUGGUACAAAUUCCAUUCCCAUCUUAGGUACUGUAUAAGGAGGUGUGACAAUAAACACGUAUAUAAGAUUUU